GUCCGCCGUUGUUGCAGUGGCGGAAUGGAUGCCGUGAAAGAAAACGCCGUAAAAUGAUGCUGUACUUUGUUUAUUUCUGAUAAGGUCUAAUGAUGCGCCGUCACUGGCUGCUGGUUGGAGCUUGCGGAUGGGUGCUGCUUAUCCUCAUGUUUGUCAGCAAGUUCAUCAACUUUGGUUUCAGAAUGCCUGAUGACUAUGGAGGAAGGGCUGAAUCGUUGAACUGGACCAUUCCAUCCUUAAGGACUAUGAAACCUUUACUCAAUCAGCUUCCACAAAAUGCAGCAUCACAGUCGUCUCCGACGUCCUCAGCCCAGCCAGAUGAGGUUGAUUUCUCAGAUUGGGAGUUGGUUAUGAGGCAGCGUUUACAGCUUCUGUCCACCGUUUGUAAGAACUCAUCACUCUGGAACCUCACUCACACAUCUGUACGCAAGUUAGUCCUUGACCGCAUCUUCGUGUGUGACAAGCACAAAAUCCUUUUCUGCCAGACGCCCAAAGUGGGCAACACACAGUGGAAGAAAGUCCUUAUUGUCCUUAAUGGAAAGUUUCCCAGGGUUCAAGAUAUACCUGAGAAUUUGGUCCAUGACCAUGAGAGGAACGGUUUACCUCGUCUGUCCUCUAUGAGUGACGCAGAGAUCACAGAAAGAUUAAAGACCUACUUUAAGUUCCUCAUCGUCCGAGACCCCUUCGAGCGCCUGAUAUCUGCCUUCAAGGACAAGUUUGUGCAGAAUCCACGUUUCGAGCCAUGGUACAAGCACACCAUCGCCCCUGCCAUCAUCCGCAAGUACCGCAAAUACCACCGUGACUCCUCCGGCAGCGCCGGUCUUCACUUUGAGGACUUUGUUCGGUAUUUGGGUGACGAGUCGGGUCAGAAGCAGCUCGACCGCCAGUUCGGAGAGCACAUCAUACACUGGAUAACUUAUGUAGAACUUUGUGCUCCAUGCCAUAUUUCAUAUGAUGUCAUUGGGCAUCAUGAGACACUCGAGCAGGACGCACCGUAUAUUCUAAAAGCUGCUAAAAUUGAACAUUUAGUGUCAUAUCCCAGCAUCCCACAGGGCAUCACGCAUUACAACCGGACUAAGGUGGAGCACUACUUUUCUGGAAUCAGCAAGCGGGACAUCCGGCGCCUGUACACAUCCUACCAGGGUGAUUUCAGCCUUUUUGGCUACCACAGACCAGAUUUUCUGCUGGACUGAGGCAGAAUUAUGUCUUUGGGUUUGCUAUAGAGGCAGAGAAUGGCCAGCAGGAGGCGUUUCUUUUGUAUUAACAGGUUUUAUGUUAAGAUAAAACCUUUUUUUAAGAAAGAAAGCUGGUCUGUGACUUUUGAACAUCACAUUAAAAUGGUCUUCCUGUGACUGGGUACAUGUGAACCAAGGCAUGUUACACUCCUCAGAUUAGUAGAAAAAUAUCGCUCUUUUUCAUGUUGUGAAAACAAACUAAGUUGCAUUUUGUAAUGGGCCACUUAAUCAUGUAAAAGAACCAUAUUAAAAUUAUUAACAAACUAUAUAUAUUUUUGUUGUGGGGGGUGGGUAUUAAGCACAUUUUUCUUAGUUCUUAAGUUCAUCAGCAUUAACGUGUCUUCCAAAAUUCCAGCCCUUAAUUGCUAGUUCAAAUCUCCAGACUUGAACUUCUGACAUGAACUUCUGGCCUUAAAACCUUUAAACUGUGGCGUUUACUCAGCAUUACAGAAUAAAGUCUACAAGCACACAGCGAUGCAAGCAGUCAAAAAUUGCUGCUGAUUCGGGCUUGUGUCCAUGGCCUUCUGAAUGGCACAGUAGUAAUAAUUGGCUCUGCUUUCUGUCUGGUGGUGAUGCCAUUUCACUUCCUCCUUUAAGCUGACUUGAAAGUUGAUGCCCUUUUUAUGAUGUGCAACCCCAUUUCUAAAAGUGUCUCAGAGGAAGCAUGUGCUAGCUUUCACUCGUAACUAUUGUGUAUUACGAGAGACUCGAUUCAUCAGUGGGAAACGGAACACACUACAGUUCUUUACUUUGGUUAUUUAUUUAUUCUUUUUUGGUAAGCUGAUUGUAUUUUAUUUAAGAUGGUCCACUCUAUUCCCUUACACAUGUGGAGUAAUACCACAAGCAAAGCCUGUUAAUUUCUGUAUCUAAAGAAAACUUUCUGAAAGUUUAGAAAAAGUCCUCAUAAUGCAACCUUGCAGAUGAAAGAAUGCAAAAUUAGAUGCAGUUGGGCUCAGCAUUCUUGGUGACUUACAAGUGCAAAAGUCAUAAAGUAUCAAUCUUUUUCCCCAGUAAAUAACUGAUUUUGGAUUUCCUUAUAGCACUGGUUGCUUUACAGGGGAAGUGUGUUUUUCUAACUAAGAGCUGGUUUACUAAGAAUUUCCAACAUAGAUUUCUAAUAAACAUAAAA
Trichomycterus rosablanca is the source of this 2364-nucleotide messenger RNA. RefSeq names its product carbohydrate sulfotransferase 10 (gene chst10). Gene Ontology annotation, molecular function: sulfotransferase activity. The record is from RefSeq and is a predicted model, not a curated record. Bases 90 to 1193 code for a protein of 367 amino acids. Gene Ontology annotation, cellular component: membrane. The transcript is spliced from 6 exons. Gene Ontology annotation, biological process: proteoglycan biosynthetic process; carbohydrate biosynthetic process. Lineage: Eukaryota; Metazoa; Chordata; Actinopteri; Siluriformes; Trichomycteridae.